AUGGCUGUUAACGCGUUGCAGUUUGCGCUCACGACGAUAGCCACGCUGGCCGCGGCAUCUCUUGCUUUGCGCGGUUACAGGCAGUCACUCCAUCCCUUGUAUGCUAAUGUUCCAACUGAGUUGUAUCUCCCUCAUAUCGUCUAUGGGAGCCUCGCGCUCUCUCUCUUUGCUCCGCGAUACUCUAAACGUGGAGCGGUACUCGCACUCGGCGUUGUGUUAUGUGUUCUGCCCCACUUAUUGUACCGGACGGCUGUUUAUAGUAGCCGAUGGCACGACCCAGUCAAGGGGCCAUUCGCCACACAUGCUCUGUGUGUUCCUCCCCUGAUGUAUCUCUUCUCUGCUAUCAUGGUGCGUUCCUCUAGUGGGCUGCAUCGUCGGUCAUUAACACUCUUGUUUCUGGGGAGUGUCGCACUUACUUCAUGGGCCCUUAUUCCCCCGUCGGUUGCUUCUACGGGACCAAAGCGACGGGCUCCUGAUGAAAUCGAACCACGAACUUUGCUGCAUCGUACUAUCGGUCUCUUAUUGAUUGCUUCGGCCAUCCCCCGCCUCGCUUGGGAGUACAAACCGACUUUGCGGACGCCACUGGAAGAGCCCUACCUCUACCCAGCCCACGACCCCGUUGUACGAAUUCUGUCUUCUACCCAUUCUGUGACCGGACAAAUUGUGGUCGGUGAAGCAAUGAGGCCAUCAGAUGCUAAGCUCCAAGAGCUAGGACCAAAUUACCUACACUCACUCCGUUACCUGCGUGCGGAUCAUAGUAUCCUAGGUGGAGUAUGGAUCGGCGAACGGGUUGCUACACUUGGUGAUCAGUCGGCCAUUGUCAGGGACGAAGACUUGAUCCCUUUAGGCGAUUCGAUAUAUUCUACAUUCGUGUUGCAAGAGGCCGCCAGACUUGUCAAUAGCACGGAAAUUGGCCAAGCCGGUGCCUGGAAGAACGCCCUGGUCAUCGGUCUCGGGAUCGGAGUUUCGGCUUCCGCCUUCCAACGCCAUGGAAUCGCUACCACUGUUGUCGAAAUUGACCCGGCAGUGUACGAAGCUGCUCGAGAUUAUUUCGGUCUCGUUGAUCCAGGCUCUGGCAAUGUAUUUUUGGAGGACGCGCGAUCUUGGGUGUCAAGAACGAAGAGCAAAUCCGAACUCGAGGACGCCCUCGGCGCCCCUCGAGGCGAGUCCUUCGACAUCAUCGUACAUGAUUGCUUCUCCGGAGGUGGUGUCCCCGCGCAUAUCUUCACUAUCGAGUUCUGGGAAGACCUAAAGGCCAUUAUGAAUCCUGAGGGUGUCCUGGCCGUGAAUUUUGCGGGAGUGAUUGACUCGAAUCCCGCGCGAGCGGUCCUCAUCACCCUGGAACAGGCGUUCGGGCACUGUCGGAUAUUCCACGACCGACAGGAGGAAUUAACUCCCCAGCAAAUGAAAGAAGAGUUCCUGAACAUGGUUCUUUUCUGCACGCUUUCGUCGAAUUUAUCGUUCCGUGAAGCAGUACAUUCCGACUUUCUGAAUUCAUAUUUACGGCAGCACAUCUUGACGUUCUUCACCAAACACGAGAUCGAUCCUUCCCUGAUACGCGAUAGCGCAGUGGGCCCCAUUGGUGAAGAAGAGACCCACUGGGUUUUGACGGAUAAUAAUAAUCCUCUGGGUAAAUGGCAAGAUGAGGAGGGCAUAAAUCACUGGAGAGUGAUGAGAGACGUUUUACCAGACAUAUUCUGGGAAGUGUACUGA
Messenger RNA from Punctularia strigosozonata HHB-11173 SS5, 1713 nucleotides. RefSeq lists its product as uncharacterized. Gene Ontology annotation, biological process: polyamine biosynthetic process. The coding region runs from base 1 to 1713 and encodes 570 amino acids. The record is from RefSeq and is a predicted model, not a curated record. Lineage: Eukaryota; Fungi; Basidiomycota; Agaricomycetes; Corticiales; Punctulariaceae. The transcript is spliced from 6 exons.